Molecule: messenger RNA, 189 nt
Organism: Heterobasidion irregulare TC 32-1
Lineage: Eukaryota; Fungi; Basidiomycota; Agaricomycetes; Russulales; Bondarzewiaceae
Exons: 2
Coding region: 1-189 (62 amino acids)
Source: RefSeq, a predicted model, not a curated record
AUGUCAUACCUUUCUUUUUCGUUUCUUAUUGUUCUCUAUAGCUUAAAUACCCGUGGUCCGAGGGCGAUUCUUUCCUCAGACUCUUACCCUCUGGACCACAAGCCUGUCGUUAUAGAGCUUCUUUUUGGCAUUCUCUCUGUGCCAGUCGCUUCGUUGUCACUGCGCUCAACAACAGUCCUGUUGUUAUAG